Molecule: messenger RNA, 2025 nt
Organism: Sphaerodactylus townsendi
Lineage: Eukaryota; Metazoa; Chordata; Lepidosauria; Squamata; Sphaerodactylidae
Gene: CALCOCO2
Product: calcium binding and coiled-coil domain 2
Exons: 13
Coding region: 133-1629 (498 amino acids)
Source: RefSeq, a predicted model, not a curated record
CUUUCCAGCUUGGGGCUGGUCCGAUGAUCAGAAGCGGCACGUUGGUUGGUGCUGCGGGUUGUUGCUCCAAGCGGCUGCAUCUCUGCGGGGAAUUCUUGUGGGUCCUCCGGUUUUUGCUGAAGGAACAUCAGCAUGGAAGGCUUAUCGUCCAGUACCUCAGAUGACCCUCCGACUUCCACUGUCCUCUUGGACAGCUGCCACUUCUCGCAAGUCAUAUUUACAAAUGUGGAGAAGUUCUACAUUCCUGGCGCAGAUAUCACUUGCCACUACAACCUUUCUGAGUACAUCAUGCCACGUAGGAAAGACUGGGUGGGCAUUUUCAAGGUGGGAUGGAAGACGACGCGUGAAUAUUACACGUUCAUGUGGGCGCCGUUGCCAAGUGGCCCUGAGAAUGCUGCACCUCAUCAAGUCCUGUUUAAAGCUUACUACCUGCCGAAGGAUGAUGAAUAUUACCAGUUCUGCUAUGUCGACCAGGACGGGAUAGUCCGUGGCGCCAGUGUUCCCUUUCAGUUCCAUGCAGCGGCCGAGGAUGACAUGCUGGUGGUUACUACACAGGGAGAGGUGGAGGAGAUCGAACAGCAAAAUAAAUCGCUGCUUCAUGAAAACCAGAAACAGAGGGAAACGUUAACAAAUCUCCAAAAGCGGAACGAAGACUUAGAAGAGCAGGUUGAGAAAGCGAAGGAGACAGUGAAAGAGCUUGAGGACAAAGUCCAUUUGUUGCAGAGUGGGACCAUGGAGCUUCAGAGAGCUCAAGAUCUCCAGGCUUUAGAGAUCAGCUCUUCCCAAAAGGAACUGGCCGCUGCGAAGGAAAAUAACGUUAAACUGCAAGAGGAAAACCAGGAUCUUAAAAGGAGAUUGGAGGAUUUAAGGCAUGAAAAUGAGACCCUCUAUUCAGACGUGGAACUUGCCAAAGGGGAGCUCAUGAAUCUGGAAAUCCAGAGCGGCAACAAGGAGGCAGAACUACACCAGAUUAAAGAAGAGAAUAAAAAGCUGCUGGCUGAAAAGCAACAUCUGGAAAGCAAGUUGAAAGCUACCCUCGGUCGCGUGGAUCAUCUUGAGUCCCAGAUUGAGAAAGAACAAGAGGAAGUAGUAAAGCUCCAAAACACAGAUUCGGACAGAGCCAUGCUCCUAGAGCAGCUGAAGGAAGAAAACAAUCAGUUACAUGCCACCUUGCUUAAACAGAAAAAAUAUGGCUAUUUGGAAAAGGAACUGGAGGAGAAAGCACUCUUGCUUCAGACCCUGCAGAAGGAAAAGGAUGAAAUAGAAAGAGAGUCUCAGAGAUUAAAGCGGGAGAAUGAGGAUCUCAUGGCACACCUCCCUGAAGUCCUAGAAGAUGCACCUGCUGGGGCCUUCACUCAAUCAUCUGAAAAUGGGGCUCUUGUGUUUGGGAACCCGUAUUCUAGCAUCCCCAAGCAUCCUGAUCCAGGCUCGGACUCCAUGAAGAAAUGUCCAGUGUGCUAUGAAAUCUUCCCUCCUGACUGCGGAGAGCAGUAUUCAGACCAUGUGCGAAGCCACCUUCUCGAAUGCCCGUAUUGCGACGAGACCUUUGACCCGUUUAACAAGCAAGUGCAUGAAGACCACGUUUUCUGCCAUGCCUUAGACUUAAGCUGCAACUCGCGGCUGGAAUAAUCUGCAAGGGAUAGCAUCCUUGUUCUCUUUCUUUGUAUGAUUGGAUGGAACGAUUUCUGUAGGCAAUUUCUGCCGCUGUUUAAACAUGCUGUGCGGGGAAGGGGUGUGUGAAAUCUAUAUUGCAGCACUGAUACUUUUCUUCCGUUUUGUGACAUAUGGAUCCAAUGAGCAUAGCACUUGUGCUGUGUGAAAGGAUAUAGGUUGAUUUUAGUACAUCUUUCUACAGCAUGAAUAACACUAAGCAUUAUUUUCAGAGCUGUUUUCUUCCGUGCCUUUCACUGUAGAUGGUGAUUUGCUUCCUCGCUGUUUCUAAAUGGCAGAAACCUCUCUAGCAUAAGGAACUGCUUGUAAUAUGGCACUUGAUUCGUUAUGGAAACUAUAAAAAGCUCUACCUUU